Messenger RNA from Branchiostoma floridae (Florida lancelet), 2713 nucleotides. Its product is annotated as zinc finger protein 583-like. Gene Ontology annotation, biological process: regulation of transcription by RNA polymerase II. Lineage: Eukaryota; Metazoa; Chordata; Leptocardii; Amphioxiformes; Branchiostomatidae. The record is from RefSeq and is a predicted model, not a curated record. Gene Ontology annotation, cellular component: nucleus. The coding region runs from base 841 to 2046 and encodes 401 amino acids. The transcript has 3 exons. Gene Ontology annotation, molecular function: DNA-binding transcription factor activity, RNA polymerase II-specific; RNA polymerase II transcription regulatory region sequence-specific DNA binding.
GUCUACCUUGUCCCCCCUAACGACCUGGAGGUCAAGGGACUAGGUAGGUAGGUAGGUAGGUAGGCAGCCCAUUUCUAUUUCCCGUAAUUGGCAUACCUGAAUAUGAGUCUAGGUACGCACCACUAGACUUCGCUGAUAUCAACUGCGGUAAGAUCGGGUUGAUAUAAAAUACGGAUGGUCAAAAGAUCAGAUCUCCCAACACCUGCAGCUGGAGACUGCCGAAGGCGUGGAGUAAGGACUGGUCCAAAGUAGCUACAGGUGUGUCUAAAGACCUGGUGGAUUACUGAUCGCUCAAAGUGGCGAUUUUUAUUAACAGGGCCGGGAUGAUAUGAAAAUUUUGAAAUUAAAAUCGUGAAAUCGGGACCUUAAUCAGUCAUUCUGUUCUUAACGUGUGACAAAACAACUGACAUUUGCACUUUGGUGCAUUUAUGUAACCAUGUCCUACUUGGUCACUGAACCAUGCUACUUGGGCAGCAAUUUUUCUCCAUUGUCUGCUGACCUUUCAAAAUAUAUAGUGCCCACUAAACUGGUUAUUGUGGUCGUUGUCUGCUGAAAACGCGUUUAAGGGUCUGCAUGGGGGUCAACGAUUUACGCUAAAGUCAGAAGAAGUUCCCCCUAAGUAUUACGCUAAGUCAAGGAAAGCAAUUACGCUAAAUUUGGUCACCUAGCUACGAAUUACGCAGAUAAGAUGAUUUCCCUACGAAUUACGGGUAAUAGAAAUAGGCUGCCUAGUACGUAAAAGACCAUGCAGACCCCAAAUAUAUCGAAUCCCGUCACCAAUGGCUACACAUUUGCAUACUUGCUUGGCAAGAAAAAAUAAAUUGUGUGGCGCAUUCCAUUAUGCGUUUAGGGGACAUGGUUCAACGGAGUCUGAAUAAGACAGAAGGACAAAGCUCAAGCUGCCAGAAUCGUCGUCCCACUUUACGUGUAGAAACACAGUCUUGCAGCAUCUCGAGUUUGACCAACAUGGCGACCACAGCCGGAUCUCAUCUAAAACAAAUGGAGGGAGAGGAGGGACAGGAUUCUCCCCGUACCCACACGUGCAGCUAUUGUGAGAAGGAGUUUCCCUUCAAAGGUAGCCUGGAUCUUCACCUGCGAACUCACACUGGUGAGAGACCAUACCAGUGUGGAGAAUGCGGGAAACGGUUUAUUCAGCUAUGUAAUCUGAAAGACCACAUGAGAACUCACACCGGUGAGAGACCGUACGAGUGUGAAUAUUGCAACAAGUGCUACAGUCGGUCAGCUCAUCUGAAGGCUCACAUGCGGACUCACACAGGGGAAAAACCGUACAGGUGUGAGGCAUGCUACAAGCAGUUCAGUAGGCUUGGUACCCUGAAAAUACAUAUAAGAAAUCACACGGGUGAGAAACCGUAUAGAUGUGAGGAAUGCAGCAAGCAGUUCAGUAAGCUUGGUACCCUGAAAAUACAUAUGCAUACUCACACUGGUGAGAGACCAUACCAGUGUGAUUAUUGCGGGAAACGGUUUAGUCAACGAUCUAAUGUGGAGGACCACAUGAGGACUCACACCGGUGAGAGACCGUACGAGUGUGAAUAUUGCAACAAGCGCUUCAGUCAGGCAGCUCAUCUGAAGGCGCACGUGCGGACUCACACAGGGGAAACCCCAUACAGGUGUGAGGCAUGCUGCAAGCAGUUCAGUAGACUUGGUAUCCUAAAAAAUCACAUGAGAACUCACACGGAUGAGAAACCGUACACAUGUGAGGAGUGCAGCAAGCAGUUCAUUGAACUGUCUAGUCUAAAGAAACACAUGCGGACUCAUACAGGUGAGAAACCGUACAUAUGUGAGGAGUGCAGCAAGCAGUUCAGUGACCCGAGUCAUCUAAAAGUACACAUGCGGACUCACACAGGGGAAAAGCCCUACACGUGUGAGGAGUGCGGCAAACAGUUCACUCAGUUGUCUAAUUUGAAGAGUCAUAUGCGGACUCACACUGGCGAGACGCCAUACACGUGUAAGGAGUGUAACAAAAGCUUUCGUCAUUCACGUAGUCUUCGUUGGCACAUGAAAACUCACAUCGGUGAAAAUCUGUGAAUAACUGUGUGACGACAACAUGUACAUAUUCUUACACAUUAGAAAAAAAAUACAUCAUAAGCUCGAUUAAUCUUUUUUUCGUUACAAAGUUUAAGGUAGGCAAUGAUUUACCGCUACUUAAUUCAGCCGUGUACUCACAACAUGCCUCCACUGUCAAAAAAUAACGAGAACUGAAUUAAAGCAUAGUAGUUACUAUCGUCACGUCUCGUACUUGAUUGAAACUAGAUUCGUUGUUAAAAAACGACCGUAGAAUGUGUUCUAGGUUUGGAAUAGAGUAGUGCUAUACGUGAGAAAAUUUUAAAGCAGUUGUUAAGGUACCCCCCCCCCCCCAAAGAGUUAGUGAACCAGCCCCGGUUCAGAUAAAAGUAUAGGUGAUGUAGGAAGUAUUAACCGACAUAUGUUAGAAGAUAAAACUGAUGUUUAUUUUCCUGGGGGAGGUGUUGUGAGUUUAGAGUAGAGUAAUGCUAUACACUAUGCUAGUGUAAUACUGAGAAAAGCAGUUGGUAAGGUAUUAAUAUUGCCCCCAAAGGUUAGUGAACCAGCCCCGGUUUAGAUAGGGGAUAGACUGGGGGAAAGUAGGUCAGACAGAGUCUGGAUUGGAGAUCCAGAUGAGAGAGACUGGACAGAUCUUGAAGAGAAGUGGCAAAUAAAAUCAUUGUGGACUGCA